AUGCCUGAGCCAACAGAAGAUGAUUUUAAAAAAAUAGCACAAGGUUUCUGGGACAGAUGGCAAUUCCCUAACUGUUUAGGAAGUAUCGACGGAAAACACAUUCGUAUAAAAAAACCAAGCAACUCUGGUUCCAUGUAUUAUUGCUAUAAAUCUUUCUUUUCAAUUGGGUUACUAGCUGUAACCGAUGCAAAUUAUAAGUUUGUAAUGGUGAGCGUGGGCUCUUAUGGUAAAGAAAAUGACGCAGGCGUUUUUGAUGAAUGCCCCUUUAGGGAAGCUAUAGAAACGGGAAAACUAAAAGUACCCAAGGAACAAUUAUUGCCGGGCUCUAGUAUCAAGACACCUUAUGUUCUCAUAGGAGAUGCAGCAUUUCCUCUUAAGAAUUAUUUAAUGAGACCAUUUCCGGAAAAAACAACAACUAAAGGCGAUGCUAAAGAUAAUUUCAACUAUCGGUUAUCUCGAGCAAGAAUGGUGGUAGAAUGUUCAUUUGGUUCUAUAAGCUCUAAAUUCAGAAUUCUGCAAAAAUCUAUCGAAACCAAUGUAGAAAACGCAGUCCAUAUUGUGAAAGCCAUAACAUUAUUACUCAACAUCAUACGUGAUUUGGAAUCAAUAAAUGAGACUGAAGUUGUAAUAUUCCAGGAUUCAUACCGAAAUACACCAAGAACUCUACAGUAUGAUUUACAAAGGAGACUUAAUGCUUCAUCACGAGCAGCUAUGCAAGUGAGGGAACAUUUUAAAUUGUAUUUUGAACAACAUCCCAUACAAAGAUUGUAA
Metopolophium dirhodum (rose-grain aphid) is the source of this 771-nucleotide messenger RNA. RefSeq names its product putative nuclease HARBI1. The transcript has a single exon. The record is from RefSeq and is a predicted model, not a curated record. Bases 1 to 771 code for a protein of 256 amino acids. NCBI's taxonomy places the organism in Eukaryota, Metazoa, Arthropoda, Insecta, Hemiptera, Aphididae.